UAGUAGUAGUAGUAGUACUGAUUAUAUUGAACUUGGUGCAAAAUCAAUUACCAAAAAAUCUUCGACUGGAAAAGAGUUGACAACAACUGAGAAAUUGUCGACAGAUAUGACAACAACUGAAGAAUUGUCUGCAAGUAUAACAACAACUGAAGAAUUAUCGACAGAUAUGACAACAACUGAAGAAUUGUUGGCAGAUAUAAGAAAAACUGAAGAAUUGUCGGCAGAUAUAACAACAACUGAAGAAUUGUCUGCAAGUAUAACAACAACUGAAGAAUUAUCGACAGAUAUGACAACAACUGAAGAAUUGUUGGCAGAUAUAAGAAAAACUGAAGAAUUGUCGGCAGAUAUAACAACAACUGAAGAAUUGUCUGCAAGUAUAACAACAACUGAAGAAUUAUCGACAGAUAUGACAACAACUGAAGAAUUGUUGGCAGAUAUAAGAAAAACUGAAGAAUUGUCGGCAGAUAUAACAACAACUGAAGAAUUGUCUGCAAGUAUAACAACAACUGAAGAAUUAUCGACAGAUAUGACAACAACUGAAGAAUUGUUGGCAGAUAUAAGAAAAACUGAAGAAUUGUCGGCAGAUAUAACAACAACUGAAGAAUUGUCUGCAAGUAUAACAACAACUGAAGAAUUAUCGACAGAUAUGACAACAACUGAAGAAUUGUCGACAGAAAUAACAACUGAAGAAUUGUYGGCAGAUAUAACAAAAUCUGAAGAAUUAUCUGCAGGUAUAGGAAAAACUAAAGAAUUGUCGACAGAUAUAAUAACAACAGAAAUAACAACAACUCAAGAAUUGUCGACAGAUAUAACAAAUUCUGAAGAAUUGUCGACAACUGAGUCGACAACAGCAGAAGUGUCCGAUCUUAUGGCUGAAAACAAGAAGAAAUCAGUGGAAAAACAGUCAAACAGUGACAGUGAGAGUGACAUCAAUACCACAGUGACAGUCAGUAGUGAACAAGACAUAACAACAACAACAGAUCAGUCAUCAGACAUCAGUGGUGUCUUAACAAAGAAGAAAUCACUAGAAAAUUACUUAAUUAGUGAACAUGAGACAUCAACAACAACGACAACAACAAUUGAAUCGCUGAUAACAACAGCAACUGAUGAGACAAAUGGUUUUAUGGCAGUAGUCGUGAAAAAAUCGGUGGAAAAUCAAACCGGAAGUGAUAUCGUUGAUGAUAUUACAGCCACUGAUAUUGAACAAGACAUAACAACACCAACAGAUGAGUCGUCAGACAUCAGUGGUAUCUUAACGACGAAAAAGAAGAAAUCACUAAAAAAUUAUUUAAUUACUGAUAGCGAAGAUGAGACAACAACAACAACAAAGACACCAACAAUUGAACCGAUGAUAACAACAGCAACUGAUGAGACAAAUGGUUUUAUGGCUGUAGUCGUGAAAAAAUCAGUGGAAAAUCAAACCGGAAGUGAUAUCGUUGAUGAUAUUACAACCAUUGAUGAUAAACAAGACAUAACAACACCAACAGAUGAGUCGUCAGACAUCAGUGGUAUCUUAACGACGAAAAAGAAGAAAUCACUAAAAAAUUAUUUAAUUACUGAUAGCGAAGAUGAGACAACAACAACAACAACAACAACAAAGACACCAACAAUUGAACCGAUGAUAACAACAGCAACUGAUGAGACAAAUGGUUUUAUGGCAGUAGUCGUGAAAAAAUCAGUAGAAAAUCAAACCGGAAGUGAUAUCGUUGAUGAUAUUACAACCAUUGAUGAUAAACAAGACAUAACAACACCAACAGAUGAGUCAUCAGACAUCAGUGGUGUCUUAACAAUGAAGAAGAAGAAGAAGAAAUCACUAAAAAAUUACUUAAUUACUGAAAGCGAAGAUGAGACAUCAACAACAAAGUCACCAACAAUUGAACCGAUGAUAACAACAGCAACUGAUGAGACAAAUGGUUUUAUGGCUGUAGUCGUAAAAAAAUCAGUGGAAAAUCAAACUGGAAGUGAUAUCGUUGAUGAUAUUACAACCAUUGAUGAUAAACAAGACAUAACAACACCAACAGAUGAGUCGUCAGACAUCAGUGGUAUCUUAACGACGAAAAAGAAGAAAUCACUAAAAAAUUAUUUAAUUACUGAUAGCGAAGAUGAGACAACAACAACAACAACGACAACAACAAAGACACCAACAAUUGAACCGAUGAUAACAACAGCAACUGAUGAGACAAAUGGUUUUAUGGCAGUAGUCGUGAAAAAAUCAGUAGAAAAUCAAACCGGAAGUGAUAUCGUUGAUGAUAUUACAGCCAUUGAUGAUAAACAAGAUUUAAUAACAACAACAAUAAAAACCAGUGAAACAUUGAUAACAGAUUUAUCGACAAAUCAAUUGACAAAUUCCAUCGAUGAGAUAACCACCACAACAACAGAUCAGACAAGUCUUAUAAUAGCUUUAGUGAAGAAAAAGUCAAGAAAAAGACAUUCAGGCUAUGAUAAGACCACCGAUGAUGACGACGAAGACGACAACAACAACCGUGAGGACAGUCAACAAGACUUAACAACUAUUGAACCACUGAUGACAACAACGACAACAACGACAGAUGAAACUGAAUUUAUUGUUAAAAUGAAGAAAAAAUCCAUAAGAAGUUAUAGCACUUCCGAUGACGACAACACCGAUACCGGCGAAGGUAUUGAAGAUAUUACAGAUCUUACAGAUAUAACAGCUAUUGUUGGACUAAAAAGUAAAAAAAAAUCUAAAACCAUUUCGACAGAUGAUUCAACUGUAGAGUCAAUUGAAGAGUCAAUUGAAAUAACGACUGAAAUCUCAACCGAAGAGUUUAGUCACGAAUCAACUGAAGACUCAACUGAAGAGUUAACUCAAGAGUCGACUAAAACAUCAGCUGAAGAGUCGACUAAAACAUCAGCUGAAGAGUCGACGACUAAAACAACGGAAACUAAAAUAGACAUUAAAACAAUGACUACUACUACCGAUGAAUCAAAUAUUAUGGCCAUAAUCGGCGACAAGUCAUCAAAUAAAAGUCAUCAUUUARACAAUGAUAUACAUAACGACAUCAAUGCCCUAAACCAGUAA
This is a messenger RNA of Oppia nitens, 3040 nucleotides long. RefSeq names its product mucin-22-like. The record is from RefSeq and is a predicted model, not a curated record. NCBI's taxonomy places the organism in Eukaryota, Metazoa, Arthropoda, Arachnida, Sarcoptiformes, Oppiidae. The transcript is spliced from 17 exons. The coding region runs from base 107 to 3040 and encodes 977 amino acids.